AAAAAAAAAAAAAAAAAAAAAAAUGAGGGGCGUAGAGUUUUUUGGGGCGGUUUUAGCCAGAGCGCUCUCGAGUUUCAACGGGGGCAACGGUUUUUGGUCCAUCAGUCUAUUCGGUCUGGCGCUGUCGAUCUCAUCCGCAAUUGGUGGGUAAAGACCUAGCUCGAUGUCCCAAUCUCUGACUGGGUUUGAUCUGCCAUCCUAGUGAUUUAGUCCGUCAAGUCGGCAGUUAGAGCUAAGGUUCCCGUCAACAUUAUCAGAGGAUCAGCAGGGAGGAAGAGUGGUAUCUCCAUUUCCUCACAAUGAUCCGUGAGAUUGGAUGGGUGGUUAGACGCCACAUGCCGUAAACACUAUUCUCCGUCCUGGUCAAGGUCGUAUGGUUACUGGUGAACGGCUGGAACUGUCUCUCCAGAGUAGAUCCAUCUUAACGGCCGGCUCAAGUACCCCACCCUUUGAGACAGCGCCGUAGCACAAACUGUAUGAUGCAUCCUAAAACUCGGGAUGUGGUCCGCCGAGCAGCUAGUAUCUUGUUGGAGAGAAACCAGAAGAGAUUAUGUCGGUGUAUACGAUGUGAGAUGUAUCUCCACGCCGUAACGGGUCUGGUGGUUUGGUUUACGCUUGUGAGCAGGUUUUGACUAACAACCAAGGGCAAGGCCAAGCCACUAUGGAUGGCGUCGAGGAACAAUGUCUAACGGUAUUAGAGAGGGUUGUGUCAGGAUACAUAGCAUUCUUGUAGAGAGUUAUCUCUGAUCUUCGGAGAGUGGACACCGUCGAGGAACAACCGACAUCGAGUCCUCAUAUGCCUGGCGGACUCUUGACCUGUUCACGAACAAGACCACUUGUAUUGUAUAUCCACCUCCAUCGGUGAUCCAAGCGAGAGGAAGUACCAUUCCCUAAGCUGUAUGUAUGUACGGAGUACACAAGUACGUUCCGACGUGCCGUUGCCAUCGUAGUUAACACUUUAGCGUCCCAUGGCUGAAGACAGCGAUGUCGGUUGGAACCGGCGUGCAGUAAGUUUCUUAUCCUGGGUAAGCUGCUAUCUGGUCAAUGCACGACGCGGUUCAUUGUCAACUUCGGGAACUCGACUCUCCAACGCGACGUCUCGGGAUUUGCUUUCCUUAGUUUGAUCCAACAGUACUCGCACUAGUCAGCAGGGAUUUUAAGCGGAGCCACUAUUCUGUCCCAAACCACGAAACCUAAGAUUGGGCCAGGAUUUCCAAACCCUCAAAAAAAAAAAAAAAGGGGAAAAAGAAAAAAAAA
Molecule: messenger RNA, 1257 nt
Organism: Aspergillus pseudonomiae
Lineage: Eukaryota; Fungi; Ascomycota; Eurotiomycetes; Eurotiales; Aspergillaceae
Exons: 3
Coding region: 477-632 (51 amino acids)
Source: RefSeq, a predicted model, not a curated record